Chondrus crispus (carragheen) is the source of this 2239-nucleotide messenger RNA. RefSeq lists its product as hypothetical. Bases 1 to 1509 code for a protein of 502 amino acids. Gene Ontology annotation, molecular function: zinc ion binding; protein binding. The transcript has 2 exons. The record is from RefSeq and is a predicted model, not a curated record. Lineage: Eukaryota; Rhodophyta; Florideophyceae; Gigartinales; Gigartinaceae.
AUGGCCCCGCUCUCCGUCAAGGCCUGCUACAAGCACACCAAGCGUCGUUUCUCCCUGGAACCGUCCUCCACCUUUGCCGACUUCCAGGCCAAACUCGCCGCCAUCUUCUCCAUCCCGGCCCCCCGAACCAUCCUCUACAAAGACGAUGAAGACGACCUAGUCGCUGUCUCCUCGGACUCGGAGCUCGCCGAGCUCUUCGCCAUCGCCACCUCGGCAAGCAUCACCCCGCUCCGCGUCUACCUCUACGACACCGCCGAGGACGUGUCCGCCGCCGAGCAGGCUUCACGUCAAGCCCCCAACGCCGAAGUGCCCCGUCCCCCCUCCUCUGCGGAGCCGGACCGCUCGCACGACCCCAUGCCGCAGCUGGAUUCCGUCUUCUCCGGCGUCUCUCAGAUCUUGUCCACCAUCUUCAACGACGGCCGCAACCAGCCCUUCCGCUCCUCGCGCCGCUCGCACCCGUGCGGCUGGCGCAGCCGCUCCUCUCGCUCGCGCCGCCCGGACAUGCCCACGCCCCCACCGCCCUUCUUCAACAUGUACGGCCCCAUUGCAUCGUUCAUCUCCGCCAUGGCAAACUCCGGGGGAGGUCCCCCCGACAUCAUGUCCAAUUUGUCACGCGUGUCGCAGGACACCAGGGACGCCUUUGAUCAGGCGCGCCAGGCAGUCCUUUCCGCCGAAGACCCUAUGCGCAUCAUUAAUGCGGCCAGGGCGGGCGCGCCCGUAGUACGCUCGUGGAUGAACGAUAAUCUGGGCUCGGAGGGACCGGUGCGGGAGGAGUCUGUCCCACCGUUAGUGAGGGACUUAGAAGCUGCGAUUGGGGAAGGCUUUGGUAGUGAUAUCACUGACCGUGCGAUGGAGCUAGUGAGGGUCGCUCUACGCGACCAGGUCGUCGUAGAUAUGCUCAGGAUGCUACCAGAGGAUUUUUCCUUCUCCUGGGAUGCGGAGAUGGUGCCCCCGGGGGAGUCUUAUCGCACGAGUGGGUUCUCGGUUCAUACCGGUGUCGAGUGUGACAACUGCGGGAAACAGCCGGUGCGAGGUAGCAGAUUCAUGGCGACGAACCGCGAAAAUUACGACCUGUGCGACAGUUGUUACAACGAUGAGACUGUUGAUAAGCAAGGAAUCGAGUUCAAAGAAUGCAAGUACAUCUGGGAGGCGCGCUUGGGGGAUGCUGUCGUGCCCUCGGCCCCGCUCUCCAUGUGGAACCGCGGGCCGAGCGUGGCUUUUCUGCAGAAGUUGCUCACGGAUCUGGGCUUCAUGAAUGAGAACAUGUACCGUCGUGCAGUUGGUAUGUAUGGACCGAAGACGAAGGCGGCUGUGAUGCAGUUCCAACGUGAACAUGGAUUGAGCGAUGUCGUCGAGUCUGGAGUGUACGACGCGACUACGGCCGCGAGCUUGGUUUCUAUCAUCGAAACGCAGGUGCCCCCCACGGCUGCGACAGGCAGUGAUCCUGCCGAGUCGGGGCCUUCUUCUGCUACUACCACUGCACCCGAGUCUUCUCCGGCGCGGGGUUGAUUUGAUCAGGAAUCCUGUGUUGUUCCGUUUUUCAUGGUGGUCUCGUGAAAAACAACUCGUAUUGUUGAUAGUGUAGGUUUCCCUUUCUUGUCUCUGGUGCGGCUGAAAUGCAGCCGGAGCGAUUCUUUCUGUCACUGUUUCAUGGCCUUUUUCAUCUAGCGAUGUGGCGCUCACUCCGACGACAUUGCAGGACUCAUGAGUAAUGUAGCUGCCUGGUUUGCGUAUUAAAAUGUUCUUGGAACAACCAAAUACUUGUGCGGACAUCACAGCCUGCCCUCUGCAGUCCGGAUCCUCAUUCAUUGUCCAGCAAGGUCACCAUAUGGGAAUCACUCCUAUUGGCCUAGUGUCAUGGUCAGAACGCUUUCCGCCAAUCAACAGGCGUCGAAGGUGGCCAUUGUAUCUCUCGGCAAGCUGUCCUCGUCAUUAUCCUGUCCCUACGAAGUAUUUGCAGCGAAACUGAUAAUUCCACGUCGUUCGCUGAUGCGCCGUGGAUAUCGCUCAUAUGGCUCGGCCGUAUGACAUAUAUAUACGGGUUCUGUGAAGAGACUUAACAUUAUUGAGGAACUCUUCCUCGCUUGCUUCCGCUCAAACGGUGUCCUCCAUCGCUUGGAUGCACAUGCUUAACAAGACAUCGGAGCUGUUAAACUUGCAUGGUAUCAGACUUGUACAGGCUCCCAUUUACACAAUCUAUGAUGAACAAUUUGGAAAAGGAAGAAAGUCUAUCUGUCCA